This is a messenger RNA of Drosophila ficusphila, 6616 nucleotides long. It is a transcript of the gene l(3)72Ab, whose product is annotated as putative U5 small nuclear ribonucleoprotein 200 kDa helicase. NCBI's taxonomy places the organism in Eukaryota, Metazoa, Arthropoda, Insecta, Diptera, Drosophilidae. Gene Ontology annotation, molecular function: nucleic acid binding; ATP binding. The transcript is spliced from 6 exons. The coding region runs from base 119 to 6547 and encodes 2142 amino acids. Gene Ontology annotation, cellular component: nucleus. The record is from RefSeq and is a predicted model, not a curated record.
UGCAACUCUGUGUGGUGGCCGAACCACAAACAGCGGCUUUUCACUACGAUUUUACUGAAAAAUCUAUAAAAAUAAGUUAAUUUAGGUAUUAAAAUCCCGUGAAAAACAUUCAACAGUCAUGGCUGAUGCCGCAGCACGUCAGCUGCAGUACGAGUACAAGGCGAACUCCAAUCUUGUGCUGCAAGCCGAUGUCCGACUUAUCGAACGGCCGCGACGAGAUGAAGCGACCGGUGAGGUGUGCUCCCUGGUGGGAAAGCUGGAUGGAACCCGGAUGGGCGAUCGAUACCAGCGAACCAAGCCAGAGAAAACGGAAGAGCGCAAGGUAAAGCGCCAGAAGCGAGAUGAGGCCCAGUACGAUUUCGAGCGGAUGAAGGGCGCAACUUUGCUUUCCGAGGGCAUCGACGAAAUGGUGGGCAUUGUCUACCGGCCCAAAACUCAAGAAACCCGUCAGACCUACGAAGUUCUGCUCAGUUUCAUCCAGGAAGCUUUGGGGGAUCAGCCCAGGGACAUCCUAUGCGGUGCCGCCGACGAGAUUCUGGCUGUGCUCAAAAAUGAUCGGCUGAAGGAUCGAGAGCGGAAAAGGGAUGUGGACAGCCUGCUGGGUGCUGUCACAGAUGAGCGAUUCGCUCUGUUGGUGAAUCUGGGUAAGAAGAUCACAGACUUUGGCAGCGAUGCAGUAAAUGCAUUGACUGCUGCUCCAAAUAACGAGGAGCAAAUUGACGAGACCUACGGCAUCAAUGUUCAGUUCGAGGAAUCUGAGGAGGAAAGCGAUAACGACAUGUAUGGUGAGAUUCGUGAUGAUGAUGCGCAGGAUGAAGGCGAAGAAGCGCGCAUUGAUCACACCCUGCAUGCCGAAAAUUUGGCCAACGAGGAAGCCGCCAACAAUGUUAAGAAGGAGCGCUCCUUACAUCCAUUGGACAUAGAUGCAUAUUGGUUGCAGCGCUGCUUGAGCAAGUUCUAUAAGGAUGCCAUGGUGUCGCAGAGCAAGGCAGCCGAUGUGCUUAAGAUCCUCAAGGAUGCCGCCGAUGAUCGUGAUUGUGAAAACCAAUUGGUGCUCCUGCUUGGCUACGAUUGCUUUGAUUUCAUCAAGCAAUUGAAACUGAACCGCCAAAUGGUUCUUUACUGCACCAUGUUGGCCUCAGCUCAAACAGACAGCGAGCGACAGAGAAUCCGCGAGAAAAUGCGCGGGAAUUCCACACUGGCAAAAAUCCUGCGGCAAUUGGAUACAGGAAAAUCGGAGGAACAAGACGAAGGAGAAGCGCGGGGCAGCAAACGUGGCAAAGGCGAUGCUGAGGAUGGAGGAGCAGCUACCGCUGGUCAGGUGGCUGGAGUGCGGCAGCUCCUGGAGUUGGAGGAAAUGGCCUUUACCCAGGGAUCCCACUUCAUGGCCAACAAGCGCUGUCAGCUGCCUGAUGGCUCCUAUAGGAAGCAGCGCAAGGGCUACGAAGAAGUGCAUGUGCCUGCCCUGAAACCAGUUCCCUUCGAUGCCAACGAGGAGUUGCAACCGGUUGACAAGCUGCCGAAAUACGUUCAGCCUGUCUUUGAGGGUUUCAAGACCCUUAAUCGCAUCCAAAGUCGGUUGUACAAAGCCGCCCUGGACAGUGACGAAAAUAUGCUGCUGUGUGCUCCCACGGGUGCUGGCAAAACCAAUGUAGCCCUGCUCACUAUGAUGCGGGAGAUUGGUAAGCACAUCAACGAGGAUGGGACCAUCAAUGCGCAGGAUUUCAAGAUCAUCUAUGUGGCUCCUAUGAAAUCGCUGGUACAGGAAAUGGUGGGUAACUUUGGACGACGCCUUGCUUGCUAUAAUCUGACGGUAUCCGAGUUGACUGGAGAUCAUCAGCUGACCAGGGAACAGAUUGCCGCCACGCAAGUAAUUGUUUGCACACCGGAAAAGUGGGAUAUCAUUACCCGAAAGGGAGGAGAGCGUACGUUUGUGAGCCUCGUUAGAUUGGUAAUCAUCGAUGAGAUUCAUUUGCUUCACGACGAGCGUGGUCCGGUUCUGGAGGCCCUGGUGGCGCGUACCAUUAGAAAUAUAGAGACCACGCAGGAGGAGGUUCGUCUGGUGGGCUUAUCUGCCACCCUGCCGAACUACCAGGAUGUGGCCACUUUCUUGCGCGUGAAACCAGAUAAAGGCCUUUUCUACUUUGACAACAGCUAUCGACCAGUCUCUCUGGAGCAGCAGUAUAUCGGUGUAACGGAGAAGAAAGCCCUGAAGCGUUUCCAGGUGAUGAACGAAAUUGUAUACGAAAAGACCAUGGAGCACGCUGGACGGAAUCAGGUGCUUGUGUUCGUUCACUCGCGCAAGGAGACUGGAAAAACGGCGAGGGCCGUAAGGGACAUGUGCCUGGAGCAGGAUACUCUUGGAAGCUUCCUCAGGGAAGGAUCAGCCAGCAUGGAGGUGCUGCGCACUGAAGCCGAGCAAGUGAAGAACACAGAGCUGAAGGAGCUGCUGCCCUACGGAUUCGCCAUCCAUCAUGCUGGAAUGACUCGGGUCGAUCGUACCCUCGUCGAGGAUCUUUUUGCUGAUCGGCACAUCCAGGUGCUGGUCUCCACUGCCACGCUGGCAUGGGGUGUGAAUCUGCCGGCUCACACGGUAAUCAUCAAGGGAACGCAGGUCUACAAUCCGGAGAAGGGUCGCUGGGUGGAGCUGAGUGCUUUGGAUGUCCUGCAGAUGUUGGGUCGUGCUGGGCGACCGCAGUACGAUACCAAGGGUGAGGGUAUUCUCAUUACCAAUCACAGCGAGCUGCAGUUCUAUCUCUCCCUGCUCAAUCAGCAGUUGCCCAUCGAGUCGCAGUUCAUAUCCAAGCUUCCUGACAUGUUGAAUGCAGAGAUUGUGCUGGGAACCGUGCAACAUCUUCAGGAUGCAGUGAACUGGCUGGGGUACACCUAUCUGUACAUUCGAAUGCUGCGGAAUCCCACGUUGUAUGGUGUUUCCCACGAUGCCAUUAAGGCGGAUCCCUUGUUGGAGCAGCAUCGGGCGGAUCUACUGCAUACCGCAGCCUGCUGUCUAGAGAGGAGUGGCCUCGUUAAAUACGAUCGCAAGACGGGACACUUCCAGGUGACGGACCUGGGACGCAUUGCUUCCCACUAUUACCUGACCCACGAAACCAUGCUCACUUACAACCAGCUGCUUAAGCAAACUCUCAGCGAGAUCGAACUAUUCCGUGUGUUCUCAUUAUCCUCGGAAUUCCGACACAUUUCUGUCAGGGAAGAGGAAAAGCUGGAGCUACAGAAACUGAUGGAACGUGUGCCCAUUCCCAUUAAGGAGUCCAUUGAAGAGCACAGCGCCAAGGUGAAUGUUCUGCUGCAGGCUUAUAUCUCCCAAUUGAAACUGGAGGGCUUUGCUUUGAUGUCAGACAUGGUGUUCAUCACACAAUCCGCAGCCCGUUUGAUGAGGGCCAUCUUCGAGAUCGUCCUGAACCGCGGAUGGGCUCAAUUGGCAGAUAAAACUUUGACGCUCUGCAAGAUGAUUGACCGAAGGAUGUGGCAAUCUAUGACACCGCUUCGACAGUUCAAGAAGAUGCCCGAUGAGAUUGCCAAGAAGCUGGAGAAGAAGCACUUCCCUUGGGGAAGGCUCUAUGAUUUGGAGCCCCAUGAACUUGGAGAGCUGAUCAGAGUGCCCAAGCUAGGAAAAACCAUCCAUAAGUUUGUGCACCAGUUCCCGAAGUUGGAGCUAUCCACGCACAUUCAACCUAUAACAAGGGGAACACUAAGAGUGGAACUCACUAUCACCCCGGAUUUCCAAUGGGAUGAGAAGGUGCAUGGUCAGUCGGAAGGAUUCUGGGUGUUGAUCGAAGAUGUGGACUCGGAACUCAUACUCCACCAUGAGUUCUUCCUGCUGAAGCAGAAGUAUUCCCAGGAUGAGCACCAGCUGAAGUUCUUUGUGCCCGUUUUCGAGCCUCUGCCGCCGCAAUAUUUCCUCCGGAUCGUCUCGGAUCGCUGGAUUGGAGCCGAGACCCAAUUACCAGUCUCGUUCCGCCACUUGAUUUUGCCCGAGAAGAAUAUGCCACCUACAGAGCUGCUGGAUCUGCAACCACUUCCCAUUAGUGCUCUUCGACAGCCCAAGUUUGAAGCGUUUUAUUCGCAACGUUUCCCGCAGUUCAAUCCCAUCCAGACGCAGGUCUUCAACGCCGUUUACAACAGUGAUGAAAAUGUCUUUGUUGGAGCUCCAACGGGAUCCGGAAAGAUGACCAUUGCGGAGUUCGCCAUUAUGCGUUUGUUCACCACUCAAUCGGAUGCUCGCUGUGUCUAUUUGGUUUCACAGGAGGCUCUGGCGGAUCUGGUCUUUGCCGAUUGGCACAGCAAGUUUGGUUCACUGGACAUCAAAGUGGUUAAGUUGACUGGCGAAACUGGCACCGAUCUGAAGCUAAUAGCCAAGGGACAGCUGGUGAUCACCACUGCGGAUAAGUGGGAUGUGUUGUCGCGCCGUUGGAAGCAAAGGAAGAACGUGCAACUGGUUAAUCUGUUCAUUGUGGACGAACUGCAGCUGGUUGGCGGCGAGGAUGGUCCUGUGCUGGAGAUUGUGUGCUCCAGGAUGCGGUACAUUAGCUCGCAGAUCGAGAAGCAGAUUAGGAUUGUGGCCUUGUCCGCCUCGCUGACCGAUGCCAGGGAUGUGGCCCAGUGGUUGGGCUGCAAUCCCAAUGCCACUUUCAACUUCCACCCAAGUGUGCGUCCCAUACCGCUGGAGCUGCACAUUCAGGGAUUUAAUGUCACCCACAAUGCUACCAGGAUUGCCACUAUGUCCAAGCCGGUUUACAAUGCCAUUCUCAAGUACAGCGCCCACAAGCCGGUGAUUGUUUUCGUUUCGUCGAGGAAGCAGGCCAGGCUCACUGCUAUUGAUGUCUUGACUUAUGCUGCAUCGGACUUGCAACCGAAUCGAUUCUUCCAUGCCGAGGAGGAGGACAUCAAGCCGUUCUUGGAGCGAAUGACGGAUAAAACUUUGAAGGAGACUCUGGCCCAAGGAGUGGCCUAUCUGCAUGAGGGAUUAUCCUCCUCCGAUCACCGCCUGGUGGAGCAGCUCUUUGACUCGGGAGCUGUACAGGUGGCUGUGGUUUCUAGGGAUCUCUGCUGGGGCAUGAGCAUCUCCGCGCACUUGGUGAUCAUCAUGGACACGCAGUUCUACAACGGCAAGAAUCACUCGUAUGAGGAUUAUCCCAUCACCGAUGUCUUGCAGAUGAUUGGUCGCGCCAAUCGCCCCAACGAGGAUGCGGAUGCCAAGUGUGUGCUGAUGUGCCAGAGCAGCAAGAAGGACUUCUUCAAGAAGUUCAUCAACGAGCCGCUGCCCAUCGAGAGUCACUUGGAUCAUCGAAUGCACGAUCACUUUAAUGCGGAGGUGGUGACCAAGACCAUUGAGAACAAACAGGAUGCCGUGGAUUAUCUCACUUGGACAUUCCUCUAUAGGAGAUUGACACAGAAUCCCAAUUACUACAAUCUGCAGGGCGUCACGCAUCGCCAUCUAUCCGAUCAUCUUUCGGAGUUGGUGGAGAAUACCUUGAGCGAUCUGGAGCAGUCGAAGUGCAUCAGCGUGGAGGACGAUAUGGAUACAUUGCCACUCAAUCUGGGAAUGAUUGCCGCUUACUAUUACAUCAACUACACUACUAUUGAACUCUUCAGUUUGUCGCUGAACAGCAAAACGAAAGUACGUGGCCUGCUGGAGAUCAUUUCCUCGGCAGCUGAGUACGAGGAUGUGGUGGUCAGACACCACGAAGAGCAGGUUCUACGCACGCUUUCACAGCGAUUGCCCAACAAACUAACAGGGCCAAAUGAAACGGCUCCAAAGUUCAAUGAUCCCCACAUCAAGACGAAUUUGCUGCUUCAGGCGCAUCUUUCGCGAUUGCAGUUGGGUCCAGAACUGCAGGGCGAUACGGAACAGAUACUUAGCAAGGCCAUUCGACUUAUUCAGGCCUGUGUGGAUGUGCUGAGUUCGAAUGGCUGGCUAUCGCCGGCUGUGGCUGCCAUGGAGCUGGCCCAGAUGGUCACCCAGGCCAUGUGGAGCAAGGAUUCCUACUUGAAACAAUUGCCUCACUUCAGUCCCGAGAUUGUCAAGCGCUGCACAGAAAAGAAAAUCGAAACUGUUUUCGAUAUCAUGGAGCUGGAGGAUGAGGAUCGCACCCGCCUGCUGCAGCUCUCCGAUUUACAAAUGGCCGAUGUGGCUCGUUUCUGCAACAGGUAUCCCAACAUUGAGCUCAACUACGAAGUGGUGGACAAGGAUCGCAUCAAUUCGGGAUCAACCGUCAAUGUGGUGGUUCAACUGGAACGCGAGGAUGAGGUUACCGGUCCAGUUAUAGCUCCCUUCUUCCCGCAGAAGCGUGAAGAGGGCUGGUGGGUCGUUAUCGGUGACCCCAAGACCAACUCCCUGCUCUCCAUCAAACGACUCACGCUGCAGCAAAAGGCGAAGGUCAAGCUGGACUUUGUGGCCCCCAGUCCGGGCAAACACGACUACACUUUGUACUACAUGAGCGAUUCCUACUUGGGUUGCGAUCAGGAGUACAAGUUUUCCAUCGAAGUGGGCGAUUUCCAGUCGGAAAGCGAGAGCGAGUCGGAUUAGUUAUAUUAAGGCACAUCAGUUGGGCAUAGUCGCGCAAAUAAAGAUCAACCAUUUUACAAUUUAAACCAA